GCAAGGUUAAACCGACAAUGUGGACGAGUCUUAUUUUAUCACUGCUCCUGGUACAUUGCCUGGUUGCUGUGCCAGCUCCCAAUUUAAAUUACCCGAAUACGGAACCUUGGAGUGCGGAGAGGGCUUGUCGAGAAGUGGACAGAUCGGUUAUGAUCGAAAACAAAAACGAUGCCACAUGCGCCACUUACGUGUAUUGUUAUAUAGCUGGUGGAUCUACAAGAGCGCUAAUUAAAAGCUGCAAGAGCAAUCAAUUCUUCAAUGCCGAAUUUAAAUUGUGCAGUAUCAAUAAACCUGAAGGUUGCGAAUAAUUUCUAGAAACCUUAAAAUAAAUGGUUGACUUG
Drosophila elegans is the source of this 341-nucleotide messenger RNA. RefSeq lists its product as uncharacterized. The transcript is spliced from 3 exons. The record is from RefSeq and is a predicted model, not a curated record. NCBI's taxonomy places the organism in Eukaryota, Metazoa, Arthropoda, Insecta, Diptera, Drosophilidae. Gene Ontology annotation, molecular function: chitin binding. Gene Ontology annotation, cellular component: extracellular region. The coding region runs from base 18 to 308 and encodes 96 amino acids.